GAGGUCCUUAACCUCGGACGUACUGUAACAAUUCUUUUAUAGCCGAAGUGAAGUUAAACCCAGUAUUUCUGGUUAAACGGCUGCACGAUAAAUAUAGUGGGCAUAUCCACACCUGAUUUGUUACAUAACUCCUCGGUCCCGAAUUUGUAGCCGGUCCCAAAUUUAUCUCUUUAAGGGACACGUCACACUCCGAUCAUCCUGCUAAACAAGCCACGUGGAUACCUCAUGAAGGCUUAUAAAUACCCCCAGGGGCCACGUCAAAAAGGUAAUUGAAACCAUCCUAAAGCUCCUUUUUCAUUAGUCCAGAGAUAGACCCGAUUAUUGCUGACUUAAGCAUCGGAGUGUCUACCCCGAGAACCCACCUCGGGACUUUGCAGGUUCAUCUGAAGUGAAGACGCAGAUUGAAGAAGGAUCUCUGGUUUGGUGCAAUUACAUUUGGCGCCGUUUGUGGGAAACGAACUGAAAGCUUUCUUGUUACUCUUUCAUCAUGGUUAACACUCGAUCAAUCUGAGUUGGAAAUCCAUCUCUGCCUCUUGGACAAGGUUAACUCCCCAACAACCUCCCACCUCAGCCUCCACCUCAGAUCCCAAAUAUGUUCCCUCUUGUUGAUAAUGCAGAAGGAGGAGAUGAAAACCAACCUCAUAACUCAACUCACAACUCAACUUCCACCGCCAACCAAGAUGUAGUCAUAGCUCAGCUUGCUGCCAUGCAACAAUAUGAGUCUCAAGGCCAGUCUCACAUAGCCCCAGCUCAACAACCCCUCCCUAAUGAUGUCACUCGACGUCUAGACAGCUUAGAAAAGCUAGUAGCUGAACAGCGAGAUGCCCCACCUCCACACCAUGUUGCUGACUCCAUACCCCAUCCUCUGAACACCAACAUUACACUGGAACCCUACCCUGCUGGUUUUAAGAUACCUCAACUUGAGACUUAUGAUGGGACGAAGAAUCCCGAUGAUCACCUACAUACUUUCUACUCUUACAUGCAAGAUCAGAACGCCUCUGACACAUUGAUUAGAAGGUUGAUCAAGAAAACUACUUCUGAACUGAUGCAAGUUAAACAGAGGAACGGGGAAUCUCUGAAGAAUUAUAUGAGCAAAAUCAGUGAUGCGGUACUUGAGAUUAGCUCCUUCGACCAAGCUGUGGGAAUUACAACUGUGAUCUCAGGUCUUAACCAUGAGAGAUUCAGAGAUAGUCUGCUCAAGCAUCCUGCCACCACUUUUAGCGAGAUGAAUGAUAGAUCACUAAAAUUCAUAACUGCUGAAGAAUAUGCCUUGUCGCAGAAGCCAGCCCCCUCUAAGAACCAAAACCCAGACCGAUUUGGAAGGCCGAACUCAGCACCUCCACAACAGUCUGCAGGUAAACCUCUAAUUACUUGGACUCCUUUUAAUCUGCCAAGGUCACAGAUUUUCAUGCAGAUUAAGAACAAGAUGGACUUAAGGCAUCCUGACCCAAUGAGAACUGCUAUUGCUAGCCGAAAUCAUACUAGAUAUUGUGAUUUUCAUCAAGAUCACGGUCAUACAACAGAGCAAUGCAACAGCCUAAGAGAACAGGGGCCACAACCCCAAGGAAUCCGUAAUCCACCAAACAGGCAAGGAGUAGGGCAUCAACAAGCCCCACCUCCACUUCUGCCACUAGCCAGAAUUAUACACAUGAUUACAAGAGGGUUGGAAGUAGGAGGGUUGAGCUCCAAACAGAGAAACCUGUAUGUCAGAGAGGUAAAGCAUCAAAACCGAGCUCAGAAAAGGAAACUUGAUGAUGCUGACCGGAAAGAUCAACCAAUCACUUUUACACCUGCUGAUUUUGAAGGGGUGGUAACACCUCACAAUGACCCUUUGGUCACCUCAAUAAUGAUCAACAACUGUCAAGUCCAACGUGUACUUGUUGACACCAGGAGCGCACCUGACAUCAUGUACUACCACUGCUUUGAGAGCCUAGGGCUCGACCCAACUCUACUACAACGUUAUGAUGGUCCUAUAUAUGGUUUCAACAACCAACCAGUUCCAAUUGAAGGGAUCCUAACCAUGAAUGUUACAUUUGCCAAAAUAUAUAUAUAUAUAUUUCUUUACCAGAUUAUGAUCCUGAAGUACAAGUUAACACAUCCUUCUGGAACUCCAACUGCAUACCUUAUCAACAGUUUCCACACUCCCACAGGGGCCAAAUUAGCAAAGAAACAGGUAGCAUUGCUAUUCAGCAGUUUUAGCUUCAGCUUCGUCUUCGCCUUUUUUCAGUGGUUUUUCACAGCUAGCGAUGACUGUGGAUUCAUAAACUUCCCCACUUUUGGAAUGCAAGCCUUCAAAAAGAGGUUCUACUUCGAUUUCUCAUCAACAUAUGUUGGUGUUGGAAUGUUAUUCCCUUACAUGGUGAAUGUGUCGUUGUUGAUUGGAGCAAUCAUAUCAUGGGGAAUCAUGUGGCCCAUGAUUGAGAACAAUAAAGGUGUCUGGUACAGUGCUGAUUUAAGUCCUGGCAGUCUCCAUGGAAUUCAAGGAUAUAGGAUUUUCAUCGCUAUUGCCAUGAUGCUAGGAGACGGUUUAUACCAUGUUCUCGUAAUGCUAUUAAGAACUUUAUGGAGCCUGGUUGCAAAAAGCAUACAAUAUUCCGAUAAAAAUUUCCAGUUCCAAAACUACGAUGAAGAACGAAGAACCGAAUUCUUCUUAAAGGACCAGAUUCCUGGAUGGGUUGCUCUUGGAGGUUAUCUUGUACUUGCAGCCAUAUCCACUAUCUCUGUGCCUUUCAUGUGUCAUAUUGUCACUUAUGCCAUGGCUCCUGUCCUUGCCUUUUGCAACGCAUAUGGCUGCGGCCUCACAGAUUGGUCCCUCGCUUCCAACUACGGUAAACUUGCCAUCAUCAUUUUCAGCUCCUGGGUCGGGAUGCACCAUGGUGGUAUCAUUGCUGGGUUGGCUUCCUGCGGUGUGAUGAUGAGCAUUGUUUCAACAGCCUCCGAUCUGAUGCAAGACUUCAAAACAGGAUACCUCACUCUGUCCUCUCCUCGCUCAUUGUUCUUCAGCCAGGUUCUAGGGACCGCAAUGGGAUGUCUCAUCACACCUUUAGUCUUCUGGUUCUUCUUCAAAGCAUAUCCGGUCGGUGACCCAGAUGACCCCUAUCCCGCACCCUACGGGUUGUUAUACCGCGGCAUUGCACUUCUUGGCACGGAAGGCGUUUCUUCACUUCCCAAGCACUGUUUAACACUCUCCAUCGGUUUCUUCAUCGCCUCUAUCGUUUUAAACCUGUUCCGCCAGGUGUUGCAGAAGGUCGAAACCAAGUACCAGAUCUACCGGUUCAUUCCAAGUCCAAUGUGCAUGGCUAUCCCCCUCUACCUUGGUGGUUACUUCGCCAUUGACAUGUGCAUUGGGAGUUUGAUACUCUUCUUGUGGGAGAGGAAGAACAAGCAGAAGGCAACGGACUAUGCACCUGCGGUGGCAUCUGGUCUCAUAUGUGGGGAGUCAUUGUGGAGUGUCCCGGCCGCCAUUCUAUCUCUUGCUAACUUGACGCCACCGAUUUGUAUGAAGUUAUUCCUCUCUGGUGCUGCCAACGUCAAGGUGGACAACUUCUUGAAUGGAAGUUAGAGAUGAAUUAUAAAUUCAAGCAUCACUCUGUAGUCUGUACAGCUUGCGUUUUCUUUCUUUUUCUUGGGGAGUCAUGACAUGUGCAUUAGAAAAUGCUGCCCAAUUGUUCACCAAAUUAACAAACCUUGAAAAUGAAAAAUUAAAUCAUUG
Rubroshorea leprosula is the source of this 3712-nucleotide messenger RNA. Lineage: Eukaryota; Viridiplantae; Streptophyta; Magnoliopsida; Malvales; Dipterocarpaceae. The record is from the annotation of a GenBank genome assembly.